Messenger RNA from Xylona heveae TC161, 3691 nucleotides. RefSeq names its product putative topoisomerase 1-associated factor 1. Gene Ontology annotation, molecular function: DNA binding. The record is from RefSeq and is a predicted model, not a curated record. Gene Ontology annotation, biological process: DNA repair; replication fork arrest; DNA replication checkpoint signaling. The transcript has 7 exons. Bases 123 to 3611 code for a protein of 1162 amino acids. NCBI's taxonomy places the organism in Eukaryota, Fungi, Ascomycota, Xylonomycetes, Xylonales, Xylonaceae. Gene Ontology annotation, cellular component: replication fork protection complex.
AUCCGCAAUCUUGUUCGAACGCGUCGCGAUGUUCGCGUCGCGUAUUCCUGCACAGGAAAUGCGCCGAGAUGAUAUAGGCUUCGAGCGGAAACAACGGGAGUAGAUGUGUCGUCACUGUCAAAAUGAAUCCCGACAAUGAUGAUCGCGAUGUCAUAGAUCCAGAAGUUCGGGCCUAUGUUUACAGUCUGGUGUCAGCUCUUGGUGGAAGUGCGGGGGACGAAGGCGGCAGGUAUAUUCUCGGAGAUGAUGCUCUAGCAUGUUUGAAGGAUCUUAAAAGGUGGCUCAAACUCUACGAUGAGCGGACCAAUCGACUGGAUGUUGCAAGAUGUCUGGCGGAGGCCAACCUGGUCAAUGGCGACUUGCUGGAGAUCCUUGCCGCUUGGCGGGAGGAUGAGCCUCUGAACAAAUUGAAGUCCAAAAUUGCAUUGGCAUGCUUGGAAUUACUAGUGCCUUUAACCUGGCCCAUUGAAAAGGAGGACGGAGACGUGACUGUCAAUCAUCAUCGACACAUGCCAUAUUUGCAGCUCGCUCACGUCUCGUAUAAACGCGGAAUAUUACACCAUGAUUCAACCAAGAUUCUCCGUACAGCAGUUCGCAUUGGAUUACCGUCCAUGGCCCUCCCGCUCAAAGAACGCAGCAGUCGCGACGAAGGCAUCAUCAAACUCAUCCUAUACUUUUUCCGAAAUGUGGCCUUGAUUUCUCCGCCUAGGAAUCUACCAACGGAAGAAACGCAAAAUGAUAUAGCUCGCUCUGCUACAAUUGACUCGUUCGAAGAGCAGGAUAUUCUCCAUUUGAUUUUGACCGUGUCAUCAAGCAUGGGCGAUGAUUUCGAUACAGAGGAUGUCGUGGUACUUGAGUUGCUCUUUCAUCUCCUCAAAGGCAUUGAUGUCCCUCAGCUUUUCCUAGACAACUCGGAGCUCUCGGCCAAGAAGGAGGACGAGUUGCAAGACAUGCUCAACAAAGAAGCCGGAAUGCGCCGGAGUUAUGCGCGUGUUGCGCCUUCCAGACAUAAUAGAUUUGGCACGAUGAUAUGGCUGAAGAGAGAUGACGAAAAAGUCUCGACACUCUCUGGCCAGGAUGUGCUUCGCGAUGGCCAGCAAAGCUUGGCAAAAAUGGAUAGAUCUAAAAGGUCAAACAAGUCGAAGCGAGGAAAAAAGGGUCAAGAACCGGUUCAUAAUGACUUUUCCAUGCCUGAAAAUAUUUCCUCUGCUUCCAAUCGACGCCUCCGUGCCUUCGUGGAAGAGUUCCUCGACGCUUCUUUUAAUCCGCUCUUCAUUCAUAUUCGCAAAGCAAUUGAGCGAGAGGAGGAUCGUGUAUUAGAUAUCCACAUUCGUCAAUAUUUCUAUCUGGUCGGAUGGUUCCUAGAAGCCCAACGUGAACGCCGCGAGAGGUAUAGGAGACUUAUGAAGCAAGGCGGGGAUGUUAAAUCUCCUGAUACGGAGAGCUUCGCUCUCGUAGCCGGUGUCUUGAAUCAGGAAACGUUUAUUUCUCUUAACCGGUCCAUGCAGCAGGCACUCGAUAAUAAGUCCUGGCAUGACUUAAACGCCGGGAUGAAGUGCUUCACCCAAAUUCUUUUGACUGUACAUGAAAUGUCGGAAUCGCCUCUCGAAGAAGACCAAGAAAUUGCGGAAAAUAUUCAGAACCGUAUAUUCUAUGAGGAAACCACUCACGACCGACUCUUCGCUAUCGUUCGCGCUUAUAAGGAUCAAGGCUACAGCUUCCUCGAUACGACAACUGAGCUGACUCACGUUUUCCUUCGCAUGUUAGAGCGAUAUUCUAAGCAAAACGUGGACAUGCAAGUCCGAUCUCGACGGCGAGCACGGAAGAAGAAGGCUGCGAAUCCCGUUGCAGGAGCCGAGGAUCAGCAGGAAGAUGGCUCAGAGGCUGAAGAAGUCGCUCAAGCACAGAUGGUCUCGAAAGAAAGAAAGUUUGACUUCAAUCGAUUCGCCUCGAAGCUCGUCACGCAGAAGUGUGUCGACCUGUACGUCGCACUCACACAAUACUACAAUGAUUUGGAUACGGAACAACUUAAACGGCUGCAUCGAUUUUUCUACCGCGCAGCGUUUAAGAUGGAGAUGAGCGUCUUGCUCUUCCGUGUUGACAUCAUAGCCCUGUUUAACAAAAUGAUAAUGGGACCAGAUGGCCUCGAUCAAAGCAGCCCUGUCUUCAAAGACUGGAACGAAUUGGUUAGGCAGAUUUUCAAAAAGCUCAUCCGAAAGAUGCAGGAGAGGCCCGAGCUAGUUAUCGAAAUCCUUUUCAGCAAAAUCCCCUCAACCUUGUACUAUUUGGAGUAUGGCCACGAGAAGCAGACGGUAUCGAAACCAAGAGCGCCAGCCGAAUUGGAAGUUAAGCCGGGCUGGGACUUUCCUCAACAGAUUGGUAUCGCUGUUACUGCGUUACUGGACCAAGACAAGCGCAACUUGGUCCAAUGGAUUAAAAAUAUUCUCAGCGAAGCGGCAACCGAAAGACAAAGCUGGUCGGAUGCUGCGCAGGCAUCUGCAGGACUUGACGGCUCUGAUAACGCAGCUGAACAUGAGUCAAAUACCCGGGAAACCGAUAAUGCUCCCUCGAUUGUAAUCAAACCAGAUAAUGAACUUACUCGUGUUGCCAUGUUCAGAGACAACCGGCUUCGUCUGCUUAUGAAGCUCGUUGGUUUUGAACGGCUUGGCUUAGAUGACGAGCCUGACGCAACGUGGGUUAUACCCUCGAUUCUCAGCGCCCAAACACUCAGUCAGAACCUUGAAUAUAUCAGCGCAGCUGAAGUUGAGCCUCCCCAAUUGGACGGCAAAAGUGCAGAAGAUUGCAUACGACGGAAGUCGGCUGCGAGGCGAAGAGCCGAUUAUGACGACGACGACGACGAUGCUGAGGGCGAUGUGGGAGCGGAUGAGGACUUUUUGUUCCCCGCUGGGGGGCCAACUAUCCGUAAAUCAGACAGUUUACAGAAGCUAAAAACGAGAAGGCGUCGAAAGAAUAAAGACAAUGACGAGGGGGAUGAAGUGGACGAAGAAGCUGCGAAGGCAAGAAGAGAAGCCCGAAGAAUAGCGGAUCUUGAGAAGAGGCGGAAAAUAAAGAGUGAGCUUUUUGUUCACGAUAGUGAUGAUGAGGACGAUGAAGAUAGGGAUCGCGAGUUCUUUGCUCUCGAAGAAAAGCGGAGGCAAGAACAUGCUAGAAAGGUCCAUGAUACUCUCAUGUCCAUUGAACAGCCCGGAAGUAACUCCAGAAAGAAGAGGAAAAGCGAAGGAGGCAACAUCUCCGGAAAGAAAAGAACGAAGAGGACCGCGACUGUUUUGGAGAACGACGAGGAAGAAACAGGCGUCGAGAGCAUUAGCAGCCGCUCUUCAAUUGACAGAGAUGAUAUCAUGUCGGACAGUGCAGAUCCGGCAACAGAUACACCGUUUUCUUCGCCACAUGCUCGACUUGCAGACAAUUUUCAGAAACGGCAUAGGUCUGAAUCUAUUGCUACUGUCGAUUUAGACACUUCUGAGGCAGUAGUCGAGAACUUCGGUGCCGCCGAACAGGAGGACGAUGAAGAUAUUGAUGAGCCCUUGGUUCCAGUGGCGGCAAGACGGCGCAUGAGGGCUGGUUUCAUAGUUGAAAGCGAUUCUGAAUGAAUGACUCGCCUUCUUUUCCCCCUUUCCUUUUCACAUGCAACUGUAAUGGGCCUGAAAUUAGCGCUGGCGUUAGGAGGUAG